Molecule: messenger RNA, 9016 nt
Organism: Arabidopsis arenosa
Lineage: Eukaryota; Viridiplantae; Streptophyta; Magnoliopsida; Brassicales; Brassicaceae
Source: the annotation of a GenBank genome assembly
CGUGUGGAUUCGUAAUUGUCAAGUUUUGGAGUCGAAUUCUUACUGUUUUCAGGAUUGGUGUUUAGGAAACGCCGUAGAUCAUGGCGACUCCGGCUGAUUCUCGGGCUGUCAAGUCGCUCAACAACUCCUCCAAGGGAAAGAAGAGAUAUGUGUUCAAGAAAUUCUCUGAGAGAAUCAACGACAUUGACAUCAAGAAAAAAGUCUUUAGGAGUCUCGAUAAGGUGAAAGCUGAGCCUUGUCAAGGUUCCACAUUUUUCAAGGACUGCCUCUUAGAAUUGAGGGAGCUGAAUACAGCAUCAGAUUUUAUUUUGUUUUAUGAAGAGAUGUUGCCGUUUGUUCAGAAUCUGGAGUUGAUUCUCUUGCAAAAGGAAUUUAUCUUCUCAAAACUUGUCUCUGGAUUACAUAUGAAAGCAAGAUUGUCUCUCGAUGCCUUUCUCAGGGACAUUAACUUGGUUACUCACUCUCAGGCUGUCUACUUUUGCAGGUUGAUUGCUGCUUUGUCGAGAGAUAUCCUGGAGGACUUUAUUCCCUUCCUUCCACGAAUUGUUAAUUCUUUGGUGAUGCUUCUGGAAAAUGGUGGUCAGAAAGAUCCAGAUGUUAUUGAGCAGAUUUUCUUGUCAUGGUCUUUCAUAAUGAGGGACCUUCAGAAAUUUCUUAUACGUGACAUCGAAGGUAUUCUCAGGGAUACAUUGGCGCUGAGGUAUUACCCUCAGGACUAUAUCAGUGAUAAAAUGUCAGAUACAAUGUCAUCUUUGUUGACGAGUGCACAGGAUAAUCAACUAAAGAAAGGGAUCAAGAGGAUCCUUUCUGAAGUUGCUGAUCCACUGAAAAAAGCUGGAGGAGUGGCUUUACUAUAUUCUGUUAUGAGGGGUACCUCUGUGAGUCUCCAUUCCAAAGCUCGGAAGGUUUUGAGGUCGAAUGUGAUAAAUGUAGGAAUUAUUGUUAGAGAAGGGGAAGUCGGUUCUGAUAGUACAGUAGAAGCUGUGAGUUCAACUUUGCAAAGAAUAUGCGAGAAUUUUAAAGCAGAAGAAUUAAGUGUUAUGUGGAACUGCUUGUAUAAAGAAACAGAAGAAUCAAUCGCAAACAAAAAAUCAGCUCAUUUAAGCCGACUGUUGACUGUGCUUACUUCAGCUGUUAGGGCUGAGAAAGGUCUCAAGGUUUAUGAUUACCCGUAUUUGGUUGGACUCGUGAGCCAGAUUGUGUCAACUUUUAUGGAUUCCUCUGCCACUGUUGUAGAAGGGGAUAACUUCUCUGCUGUUCUUGAUAAAGUUCUGGGACUGAUGUUAUGCACCAUUGACAGUCCUAGUGCUGUCAGUGAAAUGGAAUCCAUUGCUUCGCAAUGGGCCCCCAUUUUUUCCUUGAAGAGUUCAAGUUCGAUCAAUAAUAUGAUUUUGUGGUCUUCGGAGGACGUUCUUCCUCUGUUAGUAUCAUUGUGUGAGAAGCAGCAAGCAAGUCCCGACAGGGUGACCAUCAUAGGGGAAUCAUUUGAGAGCAAAUUUGAGAGAAUUCAUGAGUAUUUGGAAGAGAAUAUUAAGAAAAUUCAGACGAAGAUAGAGAAUACAGGAUUAGCUCAAAUUGAUGAGGCUGAGUUGGCUGCUGUUUGGGGAGCUGUCAAUUGUUUUCCCUAUUUUAAAGUGGAUUCAUCAUUACUGAUUUGCUUUAAGAAUACUCUCAGACACCAUUUGGCAGCCUCAGUUGUAAACACUUCUAGUGCUCCAGUAUUGAUGUGGCAGAGCUUACUUGGUGCUGCUUUGGGGUCAUGUCUCAAAUUCUGUCCUAAUGGAAGACUCAUCCACAGUGAUUUAGAGGAAGCUUUGUCACUUGCUAAAUGUUACAAGUCAUGUGCACAAGUGCUGUCUCCUGUGGCCGACUAUUUGGAUUUUGUGUACAGGCCUCUAAUUGCUAACGAUGAUAGCUGUAAAGCAUGUCCAGAUCUCCAAGCAAAUAAAGCUCAAGAGACGUUUGACGUAUUUUCUGAAAAUUUACGUCACUCAAACAAAGAUGUCCGUCUUCAGACUAUACGGAUUUUGUGCCAUUUUGAAACUUUGUCUCCUAAUCCAUCUUUGGAAGAGAAUCCUCCAAAGAAGAAACAGAAAACUGAAGUGAUUCCAACGUCUUCUCCUAAAAGAAAUGUUCUUCAGUUGUUGCUCACAGUUGAAAAGUCCCCUCAUACAGUUUCAACUGAAACGAAGUUGAUCAGUUUGAUUACAAGAAUAGAAGAGGAUCUGUCUACUUGCAGGAUACAUGAGGCAUAUGUACCGGUGGUAUUCAAUGGAAUGAUAGGAUUAUUUUAUAGUCGUUAUUCUAAAGUAUGUGUGGCAGCAUCUAAGUGCCUUGCGGUUCUUAUGAAGAAGCACACAGCAAUGGUGUGGAAUGAUUUUGUUUGUUAUCUGGGUCAGUGCCAACAAAAAUUUGUAGCAAUACAUAAUCAUCCUGAGUGUGGAAAGUACAGCAUCUCAGAGAAGUAUACUGAUCUGAUGGAGCAUUUUUAUAAAUUUCUAUAUCCACCAUCUGAUAGCACAUCUACUGCAGAAGUGAUAUCUAUGUUGCUCCAGACCUUACAAAAAGUUCCCACUGUUGCUCAGUCGCGGGUUUCUGAAAUUCUCCCUCUGUUAUUAGAAUUUCUUGGAUACAACAGCGAAAAUCCCGAGAGGGUCGGAUUAUUUAAGGGCGGAGCUUGUAAAGGAGAGGAGUGGAAGCAGUUACUUAUACAGUGGAUGAUUUUGCUGAAGUUGAUGAAGAAUACGGGGUCGUCUCGUACUAGUCUAUUUGUUAACGACGUUCUGCAAAAUAGGUUCCUUGACGAUAAUGAUGCUAAAAUACAAACGAAUGUCCUAGAGUGCCUUCUGGAGUGGAAUGAUGACUUACGCCCACACUGCUUGCAUUUAUUGAAUUUGAUUAAACCAGAUAAAUUGAGUGAUGAGCUCACAACCUGGAACUUAUCCAAAGACAUUGAAGAAGCUAGCAGACCUCAUCUUGUUUCUCUUGUAAUUCGCAUUCUUAUGCCAAAAGUUAGGAAUUUAAAGAAUUCAGCUUCGCGUAAGCGUACAAGUAUUCCUCACCGGAAGGCGAUUCUUCGCUUUUUUAUAUCUCAGAUGGAUGUUAAUGAACUUUCCCUGUUCUUUGCUUUGUUGAUAAAGCCUUUGAACAUUAUACCAGAGGAAGCCAUGGACUUGUUUAGUAGCUCAGGAAAAAGUUCUGUGGAUUGCUUCCAAAAGUUGAAUUUCUUGAAAUAUCUCACUGUUGAUACUAUUUCGACCUUAUCCAGGAAGCAGAAAUCUGGGUUUCUUUCUGUCAUCCAACAAAUCCUUGAAGUUUUUGAUGAACCCCAUGUCCGACCAUUUUUAGACUUCCUGAUGGGAUGCGUUGUCCGGCUAUUGGCUGGCACUUCUUUAAAGCAGUUUAAAAAGUUGAGAUCCUUAUGUCUGAAGAUUAUUGCAUAUGCUCUUAAGAAGUACGGGGAUUGCAAUCUUGGCUCUGAGUUCUGGGACCUCUUCUUUUCAGCAGUGAAUCCGUUAAUUAAGAGUUUUAAGCAGGAAGGCUCUAGUAGUGAGAGACCAAGCUCAUUGUUCAAAUGCAUCUUUUCAAUGAGUAAAAGCUGCAAUCUCGUGACCUUCUUAUGUCGGGAGGAGUUUCUUAUUCCAGACAUUUUUUCAAUCCUAACAGUCACUACAGCUUCAAAAGAUAUAAAGUCUUAUGCCUUGAAGUUCAUCGAGAAUCUGCUCAGGCUUGAAAAUGAGUUGGAUGAGGAUGAGCAUAUGAUCAAAGGGUUCUUAGAUCCAUAUAUAGAGGCACUGAUUAACAGCUUGCAUUCCCUCUUUCUUGGGGAUAUUUUGAAAAGGAAAUCAGUCAAGUAUCAUGGAAAUAGAGAGAUUAUGAUUCUCAAACUAUUGUCGAAGCACAUACGAGAUGGGUCUCAUGUUACGAAGUAUUUGGAUGUCUUGCUGUCUUUCUUGGAUAAAAGUGUGAAAGAUUCUGAUAUUCAUCGUGAGGCUUUGCUAGCCAUUCAGGACAUCUCAUUGAACCUUGGGACUGAGAGUACCAGCAGAAUUGUUAAGAUACUGUCUCCUCUGCUUAUUGACGCUGAAAAUGAAGUUAGAUUAUGCAUUUGUAAUCUUCUUGAAUCUCUUGCAAAAGUUGACCCGUCUCUGGUUCAUAUGGCAAAAUGUGUCCGCGAUAUGAAUGCCAACUCACCCAUGGAAGUUGAUGGCCUUGACUAUGAAAAGAUAAUUGAUGCUUAUGGGAAGAUUGAUGCAGAUUUUUUUAAUAAAUCCUCGGAGCAGCACGUGAUGAUCAUACUCUCACAGGGCGUAUACAACAUAUCAUCAGAAGAGCUUACGUUAAAGGAUAGCGCACGUAACCUCUUGUGUUCUUUCAUUGAAUUUUCAGCCUCAAUACUUUGCCUAGAGGCUUCUGCUCACUCUGACAUUAUCAAAGAGGUUACAAAAUCUGAUGGAAGCUGGACUGGAGAUCGUGUAUUGUGGAUUAUAAAUAAGUUUAUUUUGAAACACAUUGGAGAUACAAUAAAUAGAGGAAUUUCUACUGGAAAGGGGGAAAUUCUCUUGAUACGCAAAAUGGUGACAACACUUCCAGAUGCCGGAAAUCUUACUGCAUUCAGACCUUUAUGCUCAGAAGACGAUGAAGUGGAUUUCUUUAAAAACAUUUUUAGCAUUCAGGCACACCGUAGAGCAAGGGCAGUUAAACGUUUCACAAAGGUGGUCAAAGAUAGCAGUCUGCCUGAGGGAGUAGUGAGAAGACUUUUGGUCUCAGUUUUUUUCAACAUGUUGCUUGAUGGACAAGAUGAAAAAGGGAAAAAUGUUCAAGAUGCAUGCAAAGAAGCCCUUGCAUCUGUAUCUGGUCAUAUGAGUUGGAAGUCAUACUACGCCCUAUUGAAUCGGUGUUUCCAUGAGAUGAAAGAGCAUACCAAAAAGAGAAAAAUUCUGCUGCAGCUUAGUGGCUUGAUUUUAAAUAACUUCCAUUUCUUAAAAGAUAGUUACACACAUGAGGCUGCGGAGAUUAGGAGUUGCGUUGAGAAAAUCCUUUUGCCGAAGAUACAGAUGCUGAUUGAUUCUGACAGUGUUAAUGUUGACAGCUACGUGGCUGCAGUGAAGGUUCUAAACCUUCUGCCCAAAGAAAUAAGGGACCCGCAGCUAGGCUCUAUAGUUCCUAAAAUUUGCAGUUAUUUGAAGGAUGGGUUGGCGAGCACACGUGAUGUAGCAAGAAAGGCUCUGGCUGCUUGUGUCGCAGAACUCGGGCUAGAGUACCUGCAAUUUGUUGUAAAAGAUUUACGUGCUAUAUUAAAACGAGGAUCUGAGGUGCAUGUGCUAGGAUACACUGUCAAUUUUAUCUUAUCAAAGUGCUUGUCCAAUCCUAAUCCUACGUGUGGGAAGUUGGAUCAUUGUUUGGGAGAUCUCCUUGCAGUGGUGGAAACCGAUAUCCUUGAAGACGUUUAUGAACAGAAAGAGGAGUUAAAAACCGCGUUCAAGAAGAAGAAAGAAACAGUAAAACGCAAGUCACCUGAGACUCUGAAAAUGAUUGCUGAAAAUGUAACGUUCAGAAGUAAUCAUGUGUUGAAGUUACUUUCUCCGGUCACAGCUCAGCUGCAGAGGCCUUUGACUCCAAAGUUAAUAUCAAAACUAAAGGAGAUGUUAAAAUGUAUUGCAGCUGGUAUUGAAGGCAAUCCAUCUGUUGAUCAAAGAGAUCUUUUUUGUUUUAUAUAUGAACGUGUUGUUGAUGGUAUUAACGACAGGAAUGGUCUUGGAGAUGAAGCAUGGAAAAGGAAAUCAAGAGAUCUGCAAGUGACAGAUGGUGCUAAGUCAUGUCCACAUCUUAUAACCGUGUUUGCUCUGGACUUAUUGCACAACAGACUGAAACAAAUAGACCUGAACAAUACUAACGAAGGACUGGUGUCAAUGUUGGAUCCUUUUGUCAAACUACUUGCUGGGUGCUUGAGUUCUAAGUAUGAAGAUGUUGUAUCUUUAUCUGUUAGAUGUUUCACUCCACUGUCAAAAUUGCAGCUGCGCUCCUUCAAAUCUGAAGCAGAUAAAGUGAAGACAGCACUGCUAACUAUUAUCGCUCAGUCUGCAACGAGUUCCAGUAGUCCUCUUGUGCUGUCAUGCCUUAAGCUGUUUACAGUUCUUCUCGAAUCAGGAAAAUUCACUUUAUCAUCUUGGGAGUUGAAAAUGUUGCUUCAACUUCCCAUGUUUGUUGAUCUGGAAUCGGAUUCAUCUGAGGAUUCAUCUGUUACUUCUCUGUCACUUAUCAAGGCCAUUUUGGGAAGGAAGCUUGCAGUCCCAAACAUACAUGAUAUAGCAGGUCAGGUAUUAGGGUUGAUGAUAAAGACCCACUCGGACCAUACACGCAAGCAUUGUAAAAAAUUACAUUUGGAAAUUUUGGUCCAUUAUACACCUUCUGAGAAAUGCCUACAACGACAUGUUAACAUUUUGCUGAAACAUCUGAGCUAUGAAAAGUUAACUGGAAGACUAGCAGUUCUUGACAUGCUUGAAGAUCUUAUCAAUAAUUUCUCGAAACCUUAUCCUGGCAAGCAGUCGUUUCUUGACCAGCAGUCCCAAAACUUCUUUCUUCAGCUUGCUCGUCGUUUGGCAACUGAUGAUGAUAAAAAAGUACUGUCGAAGAUUUGUCAUGUGAUAAAACUUCUGAUAGGUCGCAUCAGUAAAGAUCAAGUUGAUUACAGCCUCGAGCACUGUCUGGUUUGGUAUAAGCAUGAGAAUUCACGUGCUAUAGCUGCACAGGUACUGGGAUUAUUCAUCGAAGCCAUGAAGGAAAUAUUUCGGAAGCAUAUCUGCAAUGUAUUGCAGGACGCUAAAAUGAUUUUGGAGUCUACUGUACUGUUGCAAGAUACGGUUGAGGAAGGCAGUAUUCCUUUCUGGAAGGAAGCUUAUCAUUCACUUGUUAUGAUAGAGAAGAUGCUCCAGCAGUUUCCUGAUUUAACUUUUGGAAAAGAUUUUGAGGAUAUUUGGAAAAUGGUGUUUAAGUUGUUGUUGCACCGACACCAAUGGUUGCGUACUAUAUCCUGCAGGCUCUUGAAUUAUUAUUUCAAGGAAUCAGGAAAAUCUCAGAAACUAGUAGCUAGUUCUCUUCUCGGGAAGCCAAGUAGCCUGUUCAGGGUGGCUGUUUCUCUUUGUGUCCAAUUAGAGGAUCAACGCAGCACAUGCAUUAAAGACAUUACAGAAAAUAUUGGUUUUGCUCUCUCUGGUCUUCAUUCUAUGAUUGGACAAUCUGAUGAUGAGUUCUGUUCCAGUCUUGACGAUGAUGAGAAAGUGUUGUUCCUCAAUGCCUUUGAAGAGCUUGAUUCAGGGAAAGGAAGGUCUAAUUUUCUGGCUCUUACCUCAGGAAAACGCAGUGAAAACGAUGCGAGAAAUGUAUUGAUUGGAAGUUUGCUCAAAAGAAUGGGGAAGCUCGCUCUUGACAUGGACUCUCUUCAGAUGGGAAUUGUGUUCAACGUCUACAAAGCAUUUGCCUCACAAUUGAAUCAAGAAGAUUUUCUCUUAUAUGCCUUCAGAAUCCUGCUCCCGUUGUACAAAGUUUGCCAAGGAUUUACCGGAAAAGUCAUCACAGAAGAGUUGAAACAGCUAGCGGAAGAGGUAAGAGACAGUAUAAGAGACAAGAGCUUAGGCAGCCAACUGUUUGUGCAAGUCUACAGCGAAAUCAAAAAGAGUAUGGAAGCGAAAAGGGAGAAGAGGAAACGAGAAGAGAAGCUAAUGGCGGUGAUAAACCCGGAGAGAAACGCAAAGAGGAAACUCAAGUCUAAGAUGAUGAUAGCACAGGGAUUGGGAAUAUAUGUGGUGGAGAGCAAACGAGGAGCAAUAUUAUGUAUAUUGCUUUCUCUGCUCUGUUUAGGCACUUGGCCUGCUCUUAUGGCUCUUCUUGAGAAUCAUGGCACUUGGCCUGCUCUCAUGGCUCUUCUUGAACGGCGUGGUCGCCUCCCACAACAUACUUAUCUUGAUUAUUCCAUCACUAACUUCUUGGCUGCAAUCUUUAUAGCCUUUGUGUUUGGUGGGCUUGGUGAAAGUACACAUGAGGCACCAAGUUUCAUUACACAACUCACUCAGAUUCAAGAUAAUUGGCCCUCUGUGUUGUUUGCGAUGGCGGGUGGGGUGGGUUUAAGUAUUGGGAAUCUUGCUACUCAGUAUUCUUUAGCUUUUGUUGGUCUGUCUGUUACAGAAGUGACAACUGCGAGCAUCACCGUUGUUGUAGGCACCACUGUCAAUUACUUUUUGGACAACAGAUUGAACCGAGCUGAUAUUCUUUUCUCUGGUGUUGGCUGCUUCUUGGUAGCUGUUUGUCUUGGUUCUGCGGUUCACUCUUCCAAUUCUGCUGAUAUAGAGGCGAAACUCGGAAAACUCUCAGGGGAUUGUGAAACUGUGAGCCACGAAGAGUGUCAGAGACUAUUUGGAGGCCUUUGUUUCUCAUUGUUCUCACCACUAUUCAACCUUGCAACAAACGAUCAAUGGCACACUCUAAAACUAGGCGUUCCCAAGCUGAUUGUCUACACUGCGUUCUUCUAUUUCUCACUAUCUUGCUUUGUAAUCGCCGUCGCUCUCAACAUUGGCUUCCUGUACAAACCUGUGCUCGACUCACCAAGAUCUUCCUUCAAGGAAUACCUGAGUGACUGGAACGGAAGAGGUUGGGCACUUGCAGCUGGAUUGUUUUGUGGGUUUGGUAACGGUCUUCAGUUCAUGGGUGGACAAGCUGCAGGAUAUGCAGCCUCAGAUGCUGUUCAGGCACUUCCUUUGGUAUCGACUUUUUGGGGGAUAUAUCUGUUUGGGGAGUAUAGGAGAUCAUCUCCGCGAACAUAUGCUUUGCUUGUUGGAAUGCUGGUGAUGUUCACUGUUGCUGUGGGGCUUCUAAUGGCCUCGGCUGGGGAAAGAGAUACCCGAUUUACCUAAAGAGUUCAUCGUUAUGAACAAGAACAUAUACGGUGUGGCUCUUCAAGAUGUUGUACAUUGUGGUUACUUCAAGUGAAAGAAAAUGUAAAUAAUCAGCUGUUUGAUAU